Messenger RNA from Orbicella faveolata, 1775 nucleotides. RefSeq lists its product as uncharacterized. The record is from RefSeq and is a predicted model, not a curated record. NCBI's taxonomy places the organism in Eukaryota, Metazoa, Cnidaria, Anthozoa, Scleractinia, Merulinidae.
CUAUUUGGUUAUAGAAACACUCGUGGAAGUUUGGGUGAACUCGAAAAAGCUGUGGAAACACUCACCUGUGGCUUGUGUUCUCACAGUAGUCCUCGUCCUCCCAAAUUUUCACUGGUCGGUUUCGUCAAAGUUAAGAUUAUCAAUAUUAUUAUAAAUUUCUCAAAUAUCGUUAUGAGCUUAUUCAAGCAUGACAUGGACUACAACUUGGAGAUAUUUAAUGCUUCUCAGCCCUUUGUUAACCCUCUUUCUUUCUCACCCCCCUCCACCCCACCUGUUUCCUGGUCGGCUGCCGAUUUGUCUUCAAUGUUGUCAAUGCGUGAGUUAAUUCCAAAGUAAGUGCGCGCGCACUUUCAAGCAGGAUCUCAAGUGAUGUAAUAGGCAAGCGAAGCGUCACAAAGAGCCACUAAGCCAACUUUGCCAAACUGAGUGCAAAGCGAAUGACUUCAACAACGGGAAGAAAAAGGUCAAAAUUACGCGAUCUUUUGUUAAUCAUUCGCCUUUUUAUUUAUUGUAUCGCCAUUGUUUUGGUCAACUGGCUGAUAUAUGUAAUGCGAAGGCUUCGUGCGUGUAUCCAGUACACGUUAGCGAUCUUUAACGCACAGAGCAGGAAACCACAAUCUGUCGCUUGUAGAGAGGGCGAAGACCGAACAAUCUAUGGAAAGUUGCAACGACGAUGUCUACAGGGGGCGAAUCAAGCAAAGAACAAGAUACGAACUCAUGAUCAACACAAGAAAAGGAGGGGCAGUGGUCGAAAAAGAAUGAACUAUUCAUAUCUUCAGCCACCGCCAGUUGAAGAACUGACUUUUACAAGGGGCGAUGUCUGGAGAACAAAGAGCGAUACAUCGAAAUUAACACAACCCCAAUUGCGAGUGUAUUAUGGCGAUAGUGUCAAGUGUAAUACUGACAUGCACAAAACUCACAGCAACCGAGUUAAUUGCUCUCCCAUUUCUUUUUCGAGAGAGGUUAAACAAUCCGUACCACAAGCAAAGAGCAGCUAUGUUCGGACGUCAAGGAACAGAUUUGUGAGUCGCCGCUAUCUAGGAUGGUUACAGCGAUAUCCAAACCUGCGACCUAAACCAAAUUGUAAAUGUAGCCGUCCUAGCUUGGUCCACCCGCGUUUCACAACACUGUCGCAAGUGAACACUGGAAAACAGGUGCGUGCAUCUCUGAAAAUGAAAUACGCUCAGGAAUAUGCCAUCACGAGGCUGAUGAAGGAAGACAAAGUUUCCGACGACCAAUUUUCGAGUCAAGUGGAAACUUGGAAUGAAUGUUCGAGUACAGGGAAGUUAAGCUGUGACGUUGUGUCUGACUCAGUUGAUGGCAGUGGGAAAAAUCUGGAAGCAUCACAAGCAACCGUUCAUCAUUGUUUGACAGCACGUGUAGCUUCAUAUCACGAGGGCAAUACAAGCGGCAAAUUGAUGGCUUCAAAAGAAAUUAGGUUUCUUCAUCCCUCUCUGUUGCACGAUCUGCCAUUAAAUUGUGUUAACAAGGAAGCAGUAGCUAAGAUUUCACUGCAAAGUGCACCAAAGACCCUGCGACCCAACUCUAUAGCAGCUUUGAGAGAAGCAACAUUCAACUCAACAACAGAUGUUGACCACACCCAUUUUCUAGAAUCUAGCCUUGGUGUUGCUUUAAAGCGACCGGUGAAGAGUUUAUCAGGAUAUGAUUUCUGUAAUUCUAGAUCUGCUGUUACUAAGGCAAGGGCAGUGGCCACUUCCACCUCAAACGCGAUCAAAAGAACUGUGAUGAGUCUAACUGCCGUAAUAUUAAAAUGA